ACAGGCUUCUCUUUGCCGGAGCUUUACUCUCGCCAGUCCCGCUGACCCUGAGAUGGACGUCAGGUUCUAUCCGGCUCCCCCAUCCAGCGUGGGUGCGUUAACGCCUGACUCCACUUUGGACUAUUAUCACUCCAACAAGAGCAGAUACGGUGGUACAGAUCGAGGUGUGAGGCUCUACAGUUCUCUGCCCAUGCGCCCCAACCCCGACGGCAAGAGACUGCCAUCUUCUGGGUUUGAUGGUGACAACAUGUACAUGAAUGACAACAACCAUGACUUCCUUCCACCCAACCAGAGCUACACAGGUCAGACUGGUGGCAGUGGUGCUGGCAGCGGUGGAGGAGGAGGAGGAGGCGGCGGCGGCGGUGGUGGUAGCGGCGGCACGGCCAGUGGUAACGGAGCCGGGGAUGAAGACUACGAGAUCCCCCCUAUCACCCCGCCCAACCACCCGGAGCCUCCUCUUCUUCACCUGAUGGAACAUGACUCUGCGGGCUACCUGUGCCACUCGCUGUCGCACAACGGCCUCAUCAACCCGUAUUCCUAUCCGGAGCUGCCCACGCUCAUGAUGUCCAACAUGCUGGCACAGGACGGACCACUGGUCUCCAGCCAGAUGCAGUCGAUGCACGAGAUGGCUUUGCACCACCAUCACCAACAACAACAACAACAACAGCAACACCACCACCAGCACCCAGACGCCGUUUGUUACGACCACGCUCGUCACCACCACGCCCUGCUUAACAGCUCACCUCCGAUACUGCCCAACCCCAUGAGCGCGCUGUCCCAGCUUAACCCUCAGUUCAGCCGGAGCGCACUGCCUCGCGGUUCUCCUUCGCCUCCCGGGAGUAAAUCGGCCACUCCUUCCCCUUCCAGCUCCAAUCAGGAAGAGGAGACUGAUCCUCAUUUGAAGAUCACAGGCGAGAAACGACCAUCUUCCGAGAUGAUGAAGCCCAAGCCCAAGCCCCAGAAGAAGAAGAAGAAGAAGGAUCCCAACGAGCCCACGAAGCCUGUGUCAGCGUACGCACUGUUCUUCAGAGACACCCAGGCGGCCAUCAAAGGACAGAAUCCAAACGCCACAUUUGGGGACGUAUCAAAGAUAGUUGCUUCCAUGUGGGACGGACUGGGAGAGGAGCAGAAGCAGAGCUACAAGAGGAAAACAGAGGCGGCUAAGAAAGAGUACCUGAAAGCAUUGGCUGCCUACAGAGCCAGUCUGGUUUCCAAGACAUACAAUGACCCCACGGAGCCAAAAAGUGCCCAAACAAGCCAGGCUUCCCCACACAUGAUGCCAACCAACCCCUCCCUGUACAGCGUGCCACCCCCUCCCCAGCCAUCGUCCCCCUACCUGGGUCCUGGCGCCUUCCCCCUCGCCGAUCUCCAGAGCUAUGCGGGCCACGCCCCUCGCCACGCCCUCUCGCAGACGCUCAGCCAAUCGCAGAUGCUGCCCAGCAUUAGUGCCUCUCCCCCUUCCUCCUUCCAGAUCAGCCCGCCCCUUCACCCCCACCAGCAGCUAUCCCUGCAUCAGAGCUCGCUCCUCAACCAGCCCAUCCGCAUGCAGCAGGUCCAGUCCCAGCCAAUCAUCUCUCACCAGAUGGGGCUGCAGGCCUCCCUUCACUCCCCACCCCCUCCAGGCCAGCAGGCAUAUUCCCACCUGCAGUCAGAGUAUCAGAAGAGCAUCGGUGGGUCGCAGUCUCCAGGAGCACCCGGUCCUGGUCCUGGACCGGGCCAUGACUGGGACAGUGAAUACUGCAAUAGGGAGUGUGGCAACCACUGCAGUGGCAGCAUGAUAGGCAGGGACAAGCCCCUCUACCUCACCUGAGCCUCAUCAAACAUCAAAGCGGCGACCAAGCGAGGAGUCCACUCUCACCCUCUCCGUGACCCCGCCCCACCACCCCAUCCACCCCCCCACCCCCCAAGCUUGCAUACGUGUAUAUACGUUACAUACUUUGUUUAGUAACCAUCAUGUUCUCUUCUCGCGACGGGGACUUUUGGGACGAGAGCGACUUUUUUCCCGUAUUAGCCUGUGGUUUCAAGUCGCCUGAUGCACUUAGGAAGCCCCACCCCCUCCAGACAGGCCCCUCCCCUCUGGUAGCUGGGCUGCAGAGCACUCCACUUUUGUGUCCCCUCAGGGACCCCAUCCAGCUUUAAUUAGAGUGCACAGGAAAACAUACUUUUAUUGUUGUUGUUACUCUUUUAUUUAUUUCUGCUUUGCAAAGUUGCCCCUCGUACUGGAGAGAGCUCUUUACUUCUACUAGGUUGUCCUUUGUUUUGUUUUUUUUUGCUUAAGGGUCUGCAAAAAGUGACACACAAAGCAGCAGGGGAAUCAAAACAAAAUAAUCUCUUCUUUUUUUUUAAUUUUAAAUAUUAAAAGACCCAUGGAGGUCGAGCGAGCUGUCACAGUGUGAUUGUAAAUACAACUUUUAUGGGAUCAAUUCAAAGGAAGUCCACAUAGAGUUUGUUCUUCUGCAAAACUACAGCGUAAGUCAUUGAGUGUGUGUGUGUGUGUGCGUGUGCGCGGACGUUAGAAUGUUCAUGACGUGUGAGAUUGAUUGAAGGUUUUGGCACUCUCGUUCUUGCAUUACAUUUGUGCUCACAGUGUGUGCGUGUGUGCGUGUGUUUGCGUUUUUUUUAAACAUGUGUAUUACAUUAAGUCAAUGGAAAGACAUAAUAGACGGGGGCAAGAUAUAUUUAAAAAAAAAAUAAUGCAUUGCUUCAAAUAACCCCCCAUUUUUCCCCUAUCAUAAAAACAAUUCUGCCUCCUGGACAUGCAGAAUGGAAGUAUAAUAACAUGCCCACAUUACAGUGAUUUAUUAUUAUUAUUAUUAUUAUUAUUUCUUUCCACUUGUUGCUCUUGUUUUUCUUUUUAUUCUUUUGCUGUUUUUAUUUCCUGACUGUAGCAUAAUUUUUUUUCGUCGUGUAUAAAAAACUGAAAAUAAAAACAACAAAAAAUUGCCAAUUGUAGUUUAUUGUAUUAUUUGUAAAGCCAGUCAUGAUAAAUAUUUUUAAUGGAUGUCUCUUUUUUUUUUUUUUUUUUUUGUUGCUAGUUGCCCAUCAGCCAAUUGAAAUGUAUUUUUUGUGUUUAGAAUGGAGGUUUUAUUUUAUAUUAUUGACAUUUUUCUGUCCCCACGUUCGGUAUGAUACAAGUGAGACGGUCUUAAAAAGUCGUGUCCUUAUUUAUUCAAAUAAGAUUGCAUUUUUUUUUUUAAUUUUAUUAUAUAUUUGACUUUUCGUCCCUUCACAUUUGGUUAAAUAAAGUGAGACAUUUUCUUUUAUUCGUAAACAAACACAUCAUUUUUUUUUCUCACUACAGUGAAGGUGUUUUUUUUUAUUUUAUUACAUUUCAUUUGGUGAAAAAAUAAGACAGGCCACAACUUACAUCUCUUUUUCUGUCGUUUUAUUUUAAUUUCUGACAAACAACAUGACUAUUCUUCUUAUUUCAAUGGAGGUGUUAUUUUACUUUAGUUUUGCUCCCCCACUUUAGGUAUAAUGCAAUGACAGACGCGACAAUGUUUAUAUUUCUUUUGUCAAAUGUAGCUGCUGCUCCCUUCUUUUCAUUUGCCAGCAGCAUCUUUUUGUGUCUCAAUGCUUCUUUUUAUUUCCAAACCUGCAUUACGAUGAUGAUAAUAAUGAUAAUAAAAAAAUGUUUAAAAGUGA
Dunckerocampus dactyliophorus (ringed pipefish) is the source of this 3645-nucleotide messenger RNA. It is a transcript of the gene tox2, whose product is annotated as TOX high mobility group box family member 2. The coding region runs from base 53 to 1810 and encodes 585 amino acids. Gene Ontology annotation, biological process: regulation of transcription by RNA polymerase II. The record is from RefSeq and is a predicted model, not a curated record. NCBI's taxonomy places the organism in Eukaryota, Metazoa, Chordata, Actinopteri, Syngnathiformes, Syngnathidae. Gene Ontology annotation, molecular function: chromatin DNA binding. The transcript has 10 exons. Gene Ontology annotation, cellular component: nucleus.